AUGGACUUGCAGCAUUUUCUGAUUUUAGUGUUUUUGUUGAACGUUGCAGUUGCUAAAAAGCGAUAUCAAACUGUAACGUGUGAAACUAGAGGUAAUGACAUUACAACUGCUGUGUUUCGAGCUAUAUGUCCGAGUGGUUGCGCCAACUACAGCAUAUAUUCAUUAUGGGGAACCAAACGGUACACCGGCGACUCAAGAAUAUGCUCGGCCGCAAUUCACUAUGGUAAAAUAACAGGGCCUCAACGUUGCUUGCAACAAGACAUCGUGACGUCAGCACCCGUGUAUAAGACAAGGUGCCCAAGAGGUUGCGAAUAUCGCAUGAAUGAAGUUUUGGGAACGCCUACUCAGUACAGCAGUCGAUCUAGUGUAUGUUCUGCUGCAAUACAUGCUGGGGAAAUUAAUGAAGUAAAUCGUAUUCAGUGUUCGAAAGAUGCGGUUGGAAUUAACGGUAGUUUCAUGUUCUUCUGUCCGCCUGGUUGCCACAGAGAAAACUACCGGGUUAUUGGGGACGGAAUUUACACAGAAGAUACCAAUAUUUGUGCAGCAGCAAUUCACGAUGGGCAAAUACCAAGAGACAGUUCAUUUACUUUUGAAAUACCUUGCGGGAUGACAGCAGAAAAUUUCAAGUUAAACGACCGAUUUACAAUCGUGUGCCCGUUGAAACGAGACUGUUGGACAGAAAGAGACAAACGAGCUGUUUAUGGCAAAUACGUAUUUUCUGAACGAUCUAGCUUGUGUAGAGCAGCAAUGCAUGACCGCGUUGUACCAUAUAUUUAUACUGGAGGGGUCGCCCACAUUCGUAUAGUAAAAGGCCUGCCUUCAUACAUGGGUAUUUACUACGCUCAAAUUGAAUCCGAAUCGAGCGGACCAACUGAAAAAGCUUUCAUAUUUGAAAACGGCAGAGACAGAUUUGCGCAAAAAGAAUCGUGUCUUUUGCGAGGUAGCGAUUUCAAUGAAACACGGUUCACAGUUGCGUGUUAUUCACAAUGUGACCAAGCUACAGAUGCUGUUUGGGGUUACCUGAAUUACACGGAUUCGUCUUACAUUUGCAGCGCUGCUAUAUUAAGUGGAAAAUUGAUGUAUUUUCAGUAUGAAAAUGUCCACGUUGAAAUCUUACCUGGUCAGCAACAUUACCGUUCAUAUUUUAUAUACGGUGGGGUGAGCAUGGAGCAUGGACCAUGGCACAGAUCUUUUCGAUUUGUAGAUGAAUGACAAUUGAGAUGUCUUAUACCUUUGAAACUCUCUCUUGAUCAUGUUUUGUCUAAAUUCAUGUUUUGUUUUUCAUGCUUAAUUGUGUAAAAAAUGACAAAGCAUUGGGUGAAAUUUGGACGAAACAUGGUAAAAAACUGGAUCAAAACAAAAAGGUUUAACAGAAAAAAAUGCUAGUAUGUAUGCCUACAACGUUAAUACUCUAACGAUCAACCUAAUCUUUGAUUAGUAAGUAUUAAGAAACACGUAUUUACUACAUUCCGUGGGAGAAAUGCUUCUACAUUUUGUGCUAGCAUUUUUAAUUAAAAUUACCUGUAAAACUACAGUGUACUAAACCACAAUCAGUUUUUGUGUAGUAUGUAUAUACUUGUUUUUAAAUGCAUGUAUUCUAAACGAUGGUUUAAGAUUAGGAGAUAUGGCGUACCGUUUUUAUUUGCAGUUGCAACUUUUACAUUGUAUGACGUAGAACCAACCAACGAUUUGUUUGCUUCGUGUAAAAACGACGUCAUGUGUUUUCGCAGUUUUGGUACCUGGAAAACAGUUACACGAAAAAUGAUUUGCAUAUUCGGAAAUUGGCAAUAAAUACUAAAAG
Messenger RNA from Ciona intestinalis (vase tunicate), 1801 nucleotides. The record is from RefSeq and is a predicted model, not a curated record. Lineage: Eukaryota; Metazoa; Chordata; Ascidiacea; Phlebobranchia; Cionidae.